Messenger RNA from Panicum hallii, 1918 nucleotides. Its product is annotated as homeobox protein knotted-1-like 3. The transcript has 6 exons. The coding region runs from base 658 to 1578 and encodes 306 amino acids. Gene Ontology annotation, cellular component: nucleus. Gene Ontology annotation, molecular function: DNA binding. The record is from RefSeq and is a predicted model, not a curated record. Lineage: Eukaryota; Viridiplantae; Streptophyta; Magnoliopsida; Poales; Poaceae. Gene Ontology annotation, biological process: regulation of DNA-templated transcription.
CUCUCUCUUUGGGCAUGCUUAGAUUCCAAAGAAGCUUCACCCUCCCCUCCCCCACCUCGAUCCAUCACCACUUCUUCUCCCGCAUCUCAUCUUUUUUUACCGCCCGCCGUCCGCCGGCCUUGCAAUCCAACCACCGUACCCUUUUCUUUUCACCCGGCCAGAGCGUGCGUUGUAUUCUUCUAUCUCCGGCGUCAUCAGCUCACCAUCUGCAGAUCCCGACCCGGCGGCCGCCUUUUUCCGAUCCCUUGCCGUUUCCCCCCGGCUUAGGAACCCUCGAAAAGACGCCUCACCAUCUCCUUUGUGUCCUUGCUAACUAACUCCCCAUUAAAUCCUAGCUUCUUCCUCCCGCUGCCCGCCCUCCCAGUUGCUUCAUAAGCUAGCUAGCUAGCUGGUCAUCAGCCUGCUGCCCACACGUACCCAACGCCGCGCACGCAAACCGCCCGGCGGGAGCACCAACCGGGCCAGCAGCAGGAAAGCUAGCUAGCGCGACGACCGAGCAAGCUAGCUAGCUAGCUCUAUUAGGUGCCCGCCGCCCGCGUCCAAUUGAAGAAGGAGGCUGCAACUUGCAAGGGAGGAGGAGAUCGUCGUCGUCCAUCGAACUCGAUCGGCAAAUUAGUCUUCACGGUGGUGGUGGUGUAUCCAUCCAUCCAUCGAUAUAUGCAGGGCGGUGCUGAUCAAGGAGGAGGGAUGGAGAUGAGCUUCGCCGGCGGCGCCGAGUGCUCGUCGUCUUCGGCUACAGCGGCGGCUGCCGCAGCCGCAGCGGCCGCGUCGGAGGCGGAGGAGCGGCAGCUGCUCAAGGGGGAGAUCGCGGUGCACCCGCUGUGCGAGCAGCUGGUGACGGCGCACGUGGGGUGCCUGCGCGUGGCGACGCCCAUCGACCACCUCCCCCUCAUCGACGCGCAGCUGGCGCAGUCGAGCGGCCUCCUCCACUCCUACGCCGCCCACCACCGCCCCUUCCUCUCCCCGCACGACAAGCACGACCUCGACUCCUUCCUCGCGCAGUACCUGAUGCUGCUGUGCUCGUUCCGCGAGCAGCUGCAGCAGCACGUCCGGGUGCACGCCGUGGAGGCCGUCAUGGCGUGCCGCGAGAUCGAGCAGUCACUGCAGGACCUAACCGGCGCGACGCUGGAGGAAGGCACAGGGGCGACCAUGUCGGAGGACGAGGACGAGCCGCCGAUGCUGGAGGGGGCACUGGACAUGGGCUCGGACGGGCACGACAUGAUGGGCUUCGGCCCGCUCCUGCCCACCGACUCCGAGCGCUCCCUCAUGGAGAGGGUCAGGCAGGAGCUCAAGAUUGAGCUGAAGCAGGGUUUCAAGUCAAGAAUAGAGGAUGUGAGGGAAGAAAUCCUUCGGAAAAGGAGGGCCGGGAAGCUGCCUGGGGACACCACCAGCAUCCUCAAGCAAUGGUGGCAGCAGCACUCCAAGUGGCCAUACCCCACGGAAGACGAUAAGGCGAAGCUUGUUGAAGAGACUGGCCUGCAGCUGAAACAAAUCAACAACUGGUUCAUCAACCAGAGGAAGAGGAACUGGCACAACAACUCCCAGACGUCAACCCUCAAAUCAAAGCGCAAGAGGUGAUCAUGGAGAUCGAGCUGCGGUGCACAACAUAUACCUGACACAUAUACCAACACGCUAAUCGUAUCAGACGGAGCUGGACCAUGCAUGGUGACUCACAAGAAAAAAAUAAUAAUAAAGAGGAUCGACCCGACCGAUUCAACUGUAUAUCUACUAGUCAUUAGUCAGAGGUGACAGUUUCAUGACACACAUACACACUAGCCUGACCACUGGCAUAUUUGUUUGCUGUGAUUUUUAUUUGAGCUUGUAUGCAUGCAUGCAUGCUCAAACCAUAUUAUUCUUGUUACUGUAUAGAUACAGUUUGUCCCCACUGCACGUAUCUAAUCCGAGGAUUAUUAAUUCA